UUCCUCACUCAUCUCUCUCUUAAUUAAAUGCCAGAAAACAUGAGUAUUUCUGUAAAUGGGCGAUCAAAGGUGCCUCCCGGCUUUCGAUUUCACCCUACAGAAAAGGAGCUUUUGCAUUAUUACUUGAAGAAGAAGGUAUCUUUUGAGAAAAUUGAUUUAGAUGUAAUUCGUGAUGUGGAUCUUAAUAAGCUUGAGCCAUGGGAUAUUCAAGAGAGGUGCCAAAUUGGAACUACUCAGCAAAACGACUGGUAUUUCUUUAGCCAUAAGGACAAGAAAUAUCCGACAGGCUCGCGGACAAAUCGCGCGACUGCUGCGGGGUUUUGGAAGGCUACGGGGCGUGAUAAGGUGAUUUACGGCAAUGGCAAGAGGAUUGGAAUGAGGAAGACUCUGGUUUUCUAUGCAGGUCGAGCCCCACAUGGCCAAAAAUCUGAUUGGAUUAUGCAUGAGUAUCGUCUUGAUGACAACAUUGUUGAAACAAAUAUGUUGAAGGGUUGCAACGUUAUGGGAGAGGUAGCACAAGAAGAUGGAUGGGUCAUUUGCCGUAUAUUCAAGAAGAAAAAUCACCAUAAAACCCUAGAUAGUCCUUUAAAUUCACCCUCUAAUAUUAUUAUUGCAGAAGCAAGGACCCAGAUGUCCAGUUCUUGCAACGAAGGAACUUUAGGUCAAAUACUUCAGAACAUGGAGAAGGCAUGCAAAGAAGAAAAUGAUAAAUUCAUGAAACUUCCAAGCUUAGAGAGCCCAAACUCCAGCAGCAGUAAUGAAGCUUUAAUAUCGAACCAGGUGAGUUCAAUGGUCGAACCCGCUAACUCAUAUUUAGCUGACUCUGGUUUAAUCCACUGGGCAGCCCUUGACCGUCUGGUCGCUUCACAACUAAAUGGUCAAACCGAAACCGAAACUUCAAGGCAGUUUGGGUGUUUCGUUGAGCCCUCAUUGGCCUACUGUAACCCCACCAUAAACCAAACCUACCAUGAAUUUCAGUUGCCAACUCUAAAGCCAUCAUUCGCAUUACCAUCUAAUUACGAUAACAAGAUUGACCUAUGGAAUUUCACCAAUCGAUCCUCAUCGUCAUAG
Molecule: messenger RNA, 1071 nt
Organism: Mercurialis annua (annual mercury)
Lineage: Eukaryota; Viridiplantae; Streptophyta; Magnoliopsida; Malpighiales; Euphorbiaceae
Product: NAC domain-containing protein 43
Exons: 3
Coding region: 28-1071 (347 amino acids)
Biological process (GO): regulation of DNA-templated transcription
Molecular function (GO): DNA binding
Source: RefSeq, a predicted model, not a curated record